Zerene cesonia (dogface butterfly) is the source of this 1610-nucleotide messenger RNA. RefSeq names its product cathepsin L-like (gene Bcp). Gene Ontology annotation, biological process: immune response. The transcript is spliced from 5 exons. Gene Ontology annotation, molecular function: cysteine-type endopeptidase activity. Lineage: Eukaryota; Metazoa; Arthropoda; Insecta; Lepidoptera; Pieridae. The record is from RefSeq and is a predicted model, not a curated record. Gene Ontology annotation, cellular component: lysosome. Bases 166 to 1020 code for a protein of 284 amino acids.
UAUUGUCUUCUUUUUAAAUCAAUUUGUUCGAGUCACUUAUUCAACGCUUUGUAUUCAGUUACGAGGUACGUCGGACGUGAAUUGUAAAAGUGAUAUUUGUAAAAGCUCGUAUACAAGAAAAUAUUUCGUCGCGUUAUAGAGUACUAAAAUUUUAAGGUAAUCAAAAUGAAGAGUCUAGCAGUGGUGCUGAUGUUGGUGGCGGCGGCAAGCGCCGUCAGCUUUUUCGACCUCGUCCGCGAGGAGUGGAACGCCUUCAAGCUCGAGCACAAGAAGGAGUACGACAGCGAGGUGGAAGAUAAGUUCCGCAUGAAGAUAUUCGCGGAGAACAAGCACAAGGUGGCGAAGCACAACGCGAAGUACGAGCGCGGCCAGAGCAGCUUCAAGCUGAAACCGAACAAGUACUCCGACAUGCUGCACCACGAGUUCGUGCACACCAUGAACGGUUUCAACAGGACCGUCAAUAUCGCGUUGUGCACGUCCUCCUCGUGCGAGUACAUGAGUCUCGCGAUCAGCGCCGCCACGUGCACGCGCGCCGCGCCCACCGCGCCGCCCGGCGCCCCGCCCGGCGCCCCCGCGCCGCCCGGCGCCCCGCCCGGCGCCCCCGCCCCGCCCGGCGCCCCCGCUGCCCCGGCGCCCCGCGCGUCGCCCCCGGCGGGCAGCUCGCGCAGCAGGGUCUGGUGCAGCAGCGGCAGGUGCGGCGUGAUCGCCAGCUCCACUUCCCGCGCCUCGUCCACGCUGACGACGCUCUCGCUGUGGACACGAUCAACUUCAUUUGCCUUUUUAUUAAUGAUUUACCGAGUACCCAAAAUCGUGUUUUGUAGACAUAUAACAUUAUAUGUGUAUGUGUGUGUGCGUCAGGUGCUGGUGGUGGGGUACGGCACAGACGAGCAGGGCGGCGACUACUGGCUGGUGAAGAACUCGUGGGGCCGCUCGUGGGGCGAGCUCGGCUACAUCAAGAUGGCGCGCAACCGCGACAACCACUGCGGCAUCGCCUCCGCCGCCUCCUACCCGCUGGUGUAGCGCGACACGCGACACACCACGCGCGACACGCGCGACACACGCGACACGCGCGUCAGAGGGCGGCACAACGGUACAACGCGUCAUACAAGACACAACACGACACAUUAUGCAACACGUCUCUCGAGAGUCAAGACAUAACAUAGAUAUAUAAUUAUAGUGACAUUUGUGUGAAAUGUCUAAACCACUUUAUAUUACUGCUAAUGUCAGUUUUGUAAAUUACAGUAAAAAAAAUUAAAACCACGUCUGACGCCUUCACACGUGAUGCGAUGUGUCGCCCAAACAAGCUGUGUACGCUCUCUCACUACUAUAGACGUUAUAAUACUAAACCUUGCGUGUUCAAAGUUUUCUUUUGGUUUAAAUAUGAAGUGUCGCAACUGGGCACUGCGCAACACGCAAUCAGUUUAGUCUUUAAUUGAAAUUUAUGUUUAAUUGAAGAUUAGUGAAGUUAUAAUGAACCAGUUUAUUUAAAUCUCAAUUCAUUUAUUAGUAUUAAGGUAAUUUUAAGAAAUUGUUUGUUUAAAAAAUGGAGACUUGUGAUACUGUAGCGUUAUGAUUAUUAUAAAAGAUAAGAUAAUAAAUGAGAAUUUUUU